Messenger RNA from Eupeodes corollae, 2338 nucleotides. RefSeq names its product dihydropyrimidinase (gene CRMP). Gene Ontology annotation, molecular function: dihydropyrimidinase activity. Gene Ontology annotation, biological process: pyrimidine nucleobase catabolic process. Gene Ontology annotation, cellular component: cytosol; cytoplasm. NCBI's taxonomy places the organism in Eukaryota, Metazoa, Arthropoda, Insecta, Diptera, Syrphidae. The record is from RefSeq and is a predicted model, not a curated record. The transcript is spliced from 9 exons. The coding region runs from base 350 to 2149 and encodes 599 amino acids.
UCGCGUCGAUGUUGGGGUGAAUUUUCUUUUAACAUACAAUUCAGUGGAGUUUCUCAUCGCUUUCAGGCUAGUCAUCUUAGAGUGGGGAUUAUUGCGUGUGCGGGAAAAAUCAUUAAGAAAAUUAUACCGAAUAAAAUUAAAAAAAAAACUGUGUCUUACAAAAGAAAAGAAUUAGCAUUUUCUCUUACAAAUAAACUUAACUUUUAAAUACAAACCAAAUUAUCUAGUUCAGAAUAUUUUGUGGAACUUUGUUAUAUUUUAAAUAUAUUAGUUAGAUAAAAAUAUUAAUAACUGUUUUGCUUGUCAGUAAUUUGUAACCUCGAAAAACCAAAAAAAAACUUAUAAUAAAAUGGCGUCCAGUCCAAAGCCAGUUAAGAAAGUCCCAAUUCAUUUACAGAGUGCUCAAAAUCGUGUUUACAUAAAAAAUGGCCAAGUUGUUAAUCAUGACAGCACCUUUAAAGCUGAUGUCUACAUCGAAGAUGGUAUUAUUAAGUUCGUCGGUCCCGCCUCUGAAAUUGGCGUACCCGGUGGAGUCAAGACUAUUGAUGCAGCUGGCAAAUUAAUUAUUCCUGGUGGCAUUGAUCCACAUACUCACUUCCAAUUGAAAUUUGGCGGAGCUGUGUCUGUAGACGAUUUCUACCAUGGCACUAAAGCAGCUGUUGCCGGUGGCACAACAACUAUUAUUGACUUCGUUUUGCCCGAUAAAGGAGAAUCCCUUGUGGAGGCAUACGAUAAGUGGCGUGCAUGGGCUGACCCAAAGGUUUGCUGUGAUUAUGGACUCCAUAUGGGCAUAACUUGGUGGUCGAAAUCGGUUUCUGAUGAAAUGAAAAUCAUGUGCGACGAAUUAGGUGUGAAUUCGUUUAAGAUGUUUAUGGCUUACAAGGGUUUGUAUCAAUUAAACGAUACUGAGCUAUUAGAAACAUUCGAAAGAAUUCGUUCGUUGGGCGCCAUUGCUCAAGUUCAUGCAGAAAAUGGUGAUAUAAUAGCGAAAAAUGUGACAAAACUUCUCUCAGCUGGUGUUACUGGACCGGAAGGGCAUGAACUUUCCCGCCAAGAAGAAGUUGAAGCGGAAGCUGUUAAUCGUGCCUGUAUCCUAGCUCAUCAGGCUGAUUGUCCACUGUACGUAGUGCAUGUGAUGAGUAAAUCUGCUGGCAUAGAGCUUGCCCGUGCCAGAUUCCGUUAUAAAAAUCGUGGAAUCUAUGGCGAAACAUUGGCAGCAGCUCUUGGUACAGAUGGAACACAUUGUUUAAAUGAAUGUUGGCAUCAUGCAGCCGCACAUAUCUUAAGUCCGCCAUUGCGACCAGAUCCUACAACCCCACAAUUUAUGAUGCAAUUAUUGGCAAAUGAUGAUCUCCAAACAACAGGCAGUGACAAUUGCACAUUCAACAAGAAUCAAAAAGAAAUCGGAAAAGGAAACUUCUCGAAAAUUCCAAAUGGCGUUAAUGGCGUCGAAGAUCGUAUGUCGAUUGUUUGGGAAAAGGGUGUUCAUGCUGGUCUUUUGGAUCCAUGUCGUUUUGUUGCCGUUACCAGUACAAACGCAGCUAAGAUAUUCAAUUUGUAUCCUCAAAAAGGUCGCAUUGCUGCUGGCUCAGAUGCUGAUGUAGUUAUCUGGGAUCCAAAUAUGACACGCAAAAUUUCCAAAGACACCCAUCAUCAUGCUUGCGAUUUCAAUAUUUUUGAAGGCAUGGUUUGCCAUGGAGUUCCUGAAGUUGUAAUCGUACGUGGUCGUAUUUGUGUGGAAAACGAUAUAGUUCGUGUUGCCGAAGGGCAUGGUAAAUUUGUGCCUUGCGAGGUACGUCCUGCAUUUGUCUAUGACGCUCUCGAGGGUAAGGUUAAGCACGAAGAAACAACUCACCAUGAAGAAGAAAUUACUAAUGGUACCAAAAAGCUUAACCUUUGUGACGCCUUGGAAAUCGAAAUUCCGUACCAGGAACCAUUGACAAGGGCCAUGAUUUCCGCAAGUGCUGGCAUGGUAGGUGGUGAAGGUUCUUUGGCCAGUACUCCCUCAUGUCGGGGCCAUCGCAUUGAUGGACAGAGAAAUAUGCAAGAAUCUACAUUUUCCAUUAGUGAGGAGUUAGACACGAUUGGAAAUCGAUCUUGUAUAAAAGUCCGAAACCCUCCAGGAGGUAAAUCAUCGGGUUUCUGGUAAAAUCAAAAAGGCAAAAGACACCGCACAACAAUAGCAAUCUAGAAGCUUCUUCGAUUCGUAAUUAUAAAAUUUAAAUUAAUUUAUUAUUAUUACUAUUAUUAUUUAUUGACGUAAAAUAAUUAUAUCUACCAAAAAUAUAAAUAAUUAUUAUUAUAAUAAAAUAUAUAUUAAAAAAGUUUUUUAAAUCAA